This is a messenger RNA of Entamoeba invadens IP1, 1591 nucleotides long. Its product is annotated as protein kinase domain containing protein. The record is from RefSeq and is a predicted model, not a curated record. Lineage: Eukaryota; Evosea; Mastigamoebida; Endamoebidae. The annotation marks the transcript as partial. The transcript has a single exon.
AUGAUAUUUGAUGGAAAGAAGUGUGUAACUUCUCAAAUUGUUAUGAGUUGUUCAGAUGGUGAAUAUAUCAAUUCCGGUCUUUGUCAACAAUGCUCCACCAAAUUUGCGAAUUGUAGUUUGUGUACCAAAGAACGUUGUUUAAUAUGUAGUGGAGAUACUCUUCUUUCAAAUGAUGUGUGUGUUUUUAAAGAAGAAUGUACACCCACGUUGUCUAACAAAUGUAUUUGUUCUUCUGGUGAGAUAUAUGAUGGUGUUUCAUGUGCCAACAAGAUUACAAAUUGUCUUUUUCAAGUCAGUUUAGCAUGUGUACAAUGUCAAGAAAAUUAUGUGUUAUAUAACGGCACAUGUGUGACACUCGAUGAUACAAGCAAUAUUUUAGAAUUCACUGGGUGUGAAGAAACAACACCGACAGGAUGUUUGGUGUGUUCUGAAGGAUAUUACAAUGAAAUAGGUAUUUGUGAGUCAUGUCCAAUUGGUUGCACGACUUGCUUAAAUGCUUUCACGUGUCUUUCGUGCUCUUCUGGGUUAUACUUAAAUGAACACCAAUGUAAUAACAACACUGAAUUGACAGGUAUUUGUCUUCAGUUCAAUAUGAAUGGCGGUUGUGUCAAGUGUGCAGAUGGCUAUUAUCGAGAAGAGUUUGGUUGUUCCAAGUGCUCCACUGGUUGUAAGACUUGUUACACGUCUUCUCAGUGUUAUUUGUGUGACGAAUACAAUUUUAUGACAGAGGAAAACGUCUGCAAGCUUAAAUCUACCAUCACAAAUUGCUCUACAGAGAUCAGUUCACAGAAUGGCUGUUCUCAAUGUGAUGAUGGGUAUUAUAACAAAAAUCGGCAAUGUUACAAAUGUGAUUUAAUAUGUAAGACGUGUUCUAGUUCUGAUUUAUGCAUUUCAUGUAAUGACGACCAUGUGUACUCUUCUGGGAGUUGUUUGAAGCUUUCACAAAUAACUGAUUGUGUUGUUGUAAAAGGAUCAAAGUGUACCAAAUGUUCGUUCUGGAAAAAGCCCGACACGAGUGGUGUUUAUUGUAAGUCGAGUGUAGUGUGGUGGGUCAUAUUCCUAGUAGUUAUCUUUGUUCUUUUCAUGAUUAUUACUGUACUUAUUUGCAUAAUACUAGCAAUGAAUUUUUUCAUGAAGCUUGCCAGAACUCGCGAGAUGAAACAAAACGUCCAUAUUUUUUGUAUGAAGAAAAUGGGUGUCCAGUUUGUGAAGAAUUUGAAUGCUCUUAUCGCACUGAAUAAACCAAACAUCAUAUUUGGCGAUGAAGAGAAGAUCCCCAUCAACACCGAAACGGUCGAGAAUCUCUGUAUUGGGAAUGUCUCCAAACACACUCUCAAAGUUCAAUUUGUUGUCACAAAAAAUGAAAAGUGUGUGAUACGAACACAACCAGAGUUAGUCAUUCUGCAAAAGGGGUUUGCUUGUGAAUUUCAGGUCUUUGUCAACCCACUGUGUUCCUGCAAACAAAACGUGUUGGUCAAAAUUGUGACCUUAGACUUAAAAACAGACUCUGUACUAUCCAACGACUUCAGUUUGAGCUACGAGACUCAAUCACAACCCGGCUUGACCCUGACUCGAUUUACGAAGAGAGAAA